UAGGCAUGCGCAGUCAGCGGACAUACAUUGGGAGUUCUCCGUUGCGAGUAAAUCGGACGUUCUGUUAAAUUAUUAAAAAAUUAUUUUCCAAAAUGCAUGAAAUACUCUUUAAUGUCGAUAAUGGUUAUUUGGAAGGUUUAAUUCGAGGAUUUAAGUGCGGAAUUCUCAAAGUUGCUGAUUAUCACAAUCUUGUACAAUGCGAAACUUUGGAAGAUCUGAAGGUCCAUCUGCAGAGCACAGACUAUGGCAAUUUUCUUGCUAAUGAACCAAGUCCUUUAACUGUCAGUAUCAUAGAAGAUAAACUAAGAGAAAAGCUAGUCACUGAAUUUAUCCACAUCAGAAAUCAAGCAGUAGAACCUUUAUCAACUUUUCUGGAUUACAUUACAUACAGCUACAUGAUUGAUAAUAUUAUCUUGCUUAUAACUGGAACUCUUCACCAACGACCCAUUUCGGAGCUGAUCCCAAAAUGUCAUCCUUUGGGAAGUUUUGAUCAAAUGGAAGCCAUUCAUAUUGCUUCUACUCCUGCUGAAUUAUAUAAUGCAGUUCUUGUGGAUACACCAUUAGCUCCAUUUUUCGAAGACUGUAUUUCUGAACAAGAUUUAGAUGAAAUGAAUAUUGAAAUAAUUAGAAAUACCCUGUACAAGGCUUAUCUUGAAUCCUUCUAUAAUUUCUGUAAAGAACUGGGUGGUAUCACAGCUGAAGUUAUGUGUGAAAUCUUAGCAUUUGAAGCUGAUAGAAGAGCCUUUAUUAUCACAAUUAAUUCAUUUGGAACGGAACUGACAAAGGAAGAUCGAGCUAAGCUGUAUCCUCACUGUGGUAAAUUGUAUCCUGAUGGACUUCAGGCUUUAGCUAAAACUGAUGAAUAUGAACAUGUUAAAGCUGUAGCUGAAUAUUAUACUGAAUACCAAAUGCUGUUUGAGGGUGCUGGAACAAAUCCUGGUGAAAAGACUUUGGAGGAUAAAUUCUUUGAGCAUGAGGUGAGACUGAACAGUGGUGCAUUCCUUCAACAAUUCCAUUAUGGAGUAUUUUAUGCAUAUGUGAAGUUGAAAGAGCAAGAGUGCAGAAACAUUGUGUGGAUUUCAGAGUGUGUUGCCCAGCGUCAUAGAGCCAAGAUUGAUAACUAUAUCCCUGUCUUUUAAUGUGAACAAAUGUUUUGCAUAUUAGCCAAGAUUUGAUGUGUUAACUAUCAUUCCAGAAUGUUGUAUUGUAUGUGUAGCAUUAUAUUAGUUUGUGAAGAUCUUUUGAAAAGCUGUAUAUUUAUUGUUUUCAUAUCUUAGAAAACUAUUGUAAAUAAUAACACAUCCUAAAUGUGUGUUGGUUGUAUAAAGUUAAAAAAUAAUAUUUAUAGUGUUUAAUUAUAUUCUGAAACUUAUUUAAAAAACAGAAUGUUCAAAAACAGACAUUUUUAUUAUUAUUAAAAAAUUCUGUGAAGGGAAAUUUUAUUUUUUGUGAACAAAUCAAGAAAUGCCAGCUCCAAAGAUAGCAUAUCUAAUUUUAAAUAUACUAAUGUGUUUUUGUAAAUGAUUGUUGUUUUUACAUGUUAUGGAUUUUUUUUAGUACGGUUAUAAUGAAGUCAUAUGGCUGUAAUGUUUUUCAAUAAGAGAGAAUUGUGUGUUUUGUUUUAGAAUAACUUUUAUUUAAAUUUUAAAAUGGAAUUAAAAUAUCACUUUAGAUUUAUCAAUAUCAAUAGUUUCUUUUGAAGACUUGUUUCUUGUUAUAGGUUAAUUGUUUGUAUUUUAGACUUUGUAAUGAUUUUUUUAACAGUGGUGGUAGAGGGCUGUAUAGUUCUAAAAAAAAAAAAAAAUUGUAACUAAAAUUCGUAAGUUGGAGUUCAUUUUAUUGUUGUCAUCAAAAUUAUGUUUAUGGUACUGUUUGUUAAGUAACAUUACUUUGAAUGUUUGUAAAUCCAAAAGAAUAGUAUAUUUUUCAUUAAAUUCCACUUUUUUUUUAUGGAUUACAAUAAAAAUUUGAGAACAAACAUUUAGUUUUAUAAUCUACUGUGAAAUGAUAUUAAUAUGAAAUAUUAAAACUUAUUUAUAUGGACUAAUAAUGAAGAUAGCUUGAUUCUGGAUAUUAUUUUUUUUAAAAAUUCCUUUUCAGUGUAUUGUAAAAUUGUGCUGCCAUAUUUUUUUUUAUAAACUAAUAUUUAAAAUGGUCUUGAUAAUUCCCUUCAUUAAAUAGAUACUGAUGCAAAUAAUUCUAUUAAUCCAAAAGUGUUUUUUUAAAAUAAAAUAUGUAUACUUUAUGCUGAAUUUGUACCUGGCCCUUUUGUUUAAAUUUUAAAAGAUUUUCUUCAAUGAAUUUUACAUAUUUGAUGAAAUUUAUAUUGAACUUUGAGUUUUAAUUGGUGGUUUCUAGUUUUUUUUAUAACCCUAAAAAUAUUUAUAUGUGGUGCUAUUGGUUCUUUCUUUUUUCUAAAAGAUUGAAUAUAUUAUUCAAUAUAUAUUAUAAAUAUUAAAAGAUCUGAAUAUAAAGCUAAAUAGUGUUAAUUACAUUAAAGUGAUGUCACUUUAAAUUUUCAGAAAAAUUAUUGGGUAAAUGUUUUAUUACC
Messenger RNA from Argiope bruennichi, 2551 nucleotides. It is a transcript of the gene VhaAC39-1, whose product is annotated as V-type proton ATPase subunit d 1. The transcript is spliced from 8 exons. NCBI's taxonomy places the organism in Eukaryota, Metazoa, Arthropoda, Arachnida, Araneae, Araneidae. Gene Ontology annotation, molecular function: proton-transporting ATPase activity, rotational mechanism. The record is from RefSeq and is a predicted model, not a curated record. Gene Ontology annotation, cellular component: early endosome; proton-transporting V-type ATPase, V0 domain; vacuolar proton-transporting V-type ATPase complex. Gene Ontology annotation, biological process: vacuolar transport; vacuolar acidification; proton transmembrane transport. Bases 93 to 1139 code for a protein of 348 amino acids.